AUGCCGUUUGGCUUCACCCACAAGCCCCUCGUUGCGCUUGCCGGCUCGGCCAUCACCUCGUUUUACCGCAAGAUCGAGGUCUAUGGCAGCGAGAAUGUGCCUGAGGAGGGCCCCAUCAUCUUCGCUUGCACGCACACGAACAUGGCAAUUGACCCGGCCGUGCUGUCCAACACGAUCCCCAAUGGCCACCUCCUCCACUACUGGGUCAAGGACUCUCUGUUCAAGCACCCGGCCAUGAAGGUUCUCCUGACGAACGCCGGCAACAUCCCCGUUGACCGCAAGACAAAGGACAACCAGAAGCUCUUCAAAGGAACCUUUGAAGCUCUUGAUCGGGGCGAAUGCAUUGGUGUCUUCCCCGAGGGCACGUCGCACACCGAGCCUCAUCUCAUCCCGCUCAAGGACGGCACGUCGUGGACCGCUCUCGAGUACCUCAUCUACCUCAACGGCUCCGACGCAAGCCCAGGCAAGAAAGAGGGCAAGCCGGCCGUCAUUGUCCCUGUGGGCAUUGCCUAUGUGGACAAGUCCAAGUACCGCAGCCGCGUUGCUGUUACGUACGGUGCGCCCAUCUCGAUGGACACGUACGCGAGCGAGUUCCUCAGCGGUGUGGAGGGCGCCAACAAGGUCGCCGUCAAGCGUUUGACCAAGGCGACCGAGCUGGAGAUGCACAAGAUGACCGUCAACGCUCCUGACUGGGAUUCGGCCCACGCCGCCGAGAUGGCACGCCAGCUGCUCUGGCUGCACGAGGACAGCCUGGCCCUCGCCGACUAUGUCGAUGUUGCGCAGACCCUUGUCGACCUGUUCAGCACCGACGACGAGCGCGUCGACAGGCUCAAGGCCAACCUCGUCACCUACGGCCAGCUCCUCUCGGCGUCGCGUCUGUCCAACUCGGCUCUCACCGACCUCCCCCUCGACACCCAGCUGGACCCGUCCAAGGAGGUGCCCCUGCCCGGUCGUUUGAGGACACUGGCUAUCCUGAUCAAGGACACGAUCAUCUCCGUCGCCCAGUUCCCCUUCUUCGUUGUCCCCUUCAUCUUCCACAUUCCCUUCUAUCUCAUCGGUAUCUUUGGCGCCCACCUCGCCGAGGACGAGGUGGAGACCCGCGCACAGAACAAGAUGUUCAUGUCGGUCUUCAUCUCGUUCAUCACAUACCCCAUCGUCUUCUUCAUCUUUGUUUGGCUCUUUGGCCGCGUGCCCAUGGGUAUGGUCUUUGCCGCUGGUGCCGUCUGGCUUCUUGCCAAGUACCACACCGCCCUCAUCGACCAAAACUACAACGCUGCCAAGCGCCUGGCUGCCGCGUGGCGCGUCCUCGUCGGCGUGUGGCUCGGUUCCAACGCCGAAAUGUCCAUCAACCAGUUUGUAGACGACGUGGCCAAGUUUGCGCCCAACCCGCCAGCAACCGCCGGCCUGCCCCCCGGAACGCCCAAGGAGAAGUACGUCCGCCCCAUCAAGCUGCCGUCGCGCGUCCUGGUCCGCCACGUCCUCCGCACCCGCGUGCAGGUCGCGCGUGAACUCGAGGCCACGCUCCUCGAGCUCGAGGACAGCGACACCCGUCUCAAGGCGAGCUUCUGGCUGGCCGAAAGGUAUGGCGGUGACGUGCUGCGCGCCGACGCGUCGGACGCCGUGCCAGAGUACGCUCGCGAGUGGCCCCAGGGCGCGCGCGGCGCACGCGAGGUCGUCGCCUUCCUCCGCGGCCGUGGCGCGCGCCUCGGCUCGGCCUCGACGGACGAGUACUGGGCCGCAGACAGUGAUGACGAGAAGGACGACAUCAAGGUGCUCAAGAGCGAGUAG
Messenger RNA from Apiotrichum porosum, 1788 nucleotides. RefSeq lists its product as uncharacterized. Gene Ontology annotation, cellular component: endoplasmic reticulum membrane. The transcript has 9 exons. Gene Ontology annotation, molecular function: glycerol-3-phosphate O-acyltransferase activity; glycerone-phosphate O-acyltransferase activity. The record is from RefSeq and is a predicted model, not a curated record. Gene Ontology annotation, biological process: phospholipid biosynthetic process. Lineage: Eukaryota; Fungi; Basidiomycota; Tremellomycetes; Trichosporonales; Trichosporonaceae. The coding region runs from base 1 to 1788 and encodes 595 amino acids.